Ictalurus punctatus (channel catfish) is the source of this 1782-nucleotide messenger RNA. Its product is annotated as kelch-like protein 10. The transcript has 2 exons. The record is from RefSeq and is a predicted model, not a curated record. Lineage: Eukaryota; Metazoa; Chordata; Actinopteri; Siluriformes; Ictaluridae. Gene Ontology annotation, molecular function: protein binding. Bases 94 to 525 code for a protein of 143 amino acids.
CUGGAAUUCUAGAGAUUCGGGUCUUUAUAAAACAGCCCUGUGUGAACGCUCAUCAUCAUCACGGCCUUUUACAAAGAAAAUUACAGAUCUGAUAUGAGUUUUGAGAGAGAGAGGAGUGCAGCCCUGACAAUGUGCAGUGUGCUGAACGACAUACGGUUGGAGGAGGAGCUAUGCGACGCGGUCCUCAGAGUGGACGAGGUGGAAUUCAACGUCCACAAGACCGUCCUCUGUGCGCACAGCCCAUAUUUCAGAACCCUGUUCAUGACAGGGAGCAGCUCAGAUCAGAAGGUGUACACCAUGACGAAUGUAUCUCCAGACAUUAUGGCGAUUAUAAUCCAUUACAUCUACACCCAGGAGAUUCGAGUCACCACUGAUAACGUGCAGGCUGUGUUGGUCAUGGCCGAUUACCUGCUCAUGCGAGACCUUGUUCGUGACUGCUACGACUUCCUGAACGCACAUCUCAGCCCGGAAAAUCGCUUCAGGAUUUGGCAGGACGCCGACGUUCACUUGUACAGGGAGCUGUAGGAUCAGGCCUACACCUACACGUUGCACAUCACGUCCUGGACAUGAAUAUCGUUGAGCUGCUGUGUGAUAUCCGGGCUUCCCGACGUACACCGUCCUGUAUGAUGACCUUCUCUAGACGUGGAGCUUUUAAAAACGCUAUUAAACUACAUCCCAUUGGCAGAACCUCUGUCUCCGGCUGUUUAUUUCAAACGAGUUUAUUCGUAGAACCGUUCCGGAGAGGUGAGGGGGUGAUAAAACAUCUGAGGCUGUUAAAAAUCAUUUCAAAAUCAAUGAUCGUUUGAACUAUGACUCACAAAAAAAAAAAAACCCACAACACUUUAUUACAAAGGUUAUCUUUUUAUUGCAGUCCACAUCUUGAUUUUAGCCCCAUACCCAUAGCAAAGUGAACAGUGGCAUGUUUUUUUUCUCCAGUGGAUGUGACCCGGGACCGAGAACUUGAAAAGCACAACGUCUCCUUUUUCUGCAUCAAAAAAAUCUUUACAUGUUCUAAAAUUUUUUCUAAUCUUCCCCAAAAAAAGAGUGAACUUUUUUCAGUUCAUUAGGGCAAGCCAUGUUGAAAGCUCAUACAUGUUGUGUUGUAAGUACAAAGUAUUUUAAAUCAAGAGGGUGGGUGUGGUCUUCUUCUUCUAUAAAAUUAUGGUGUAUAUACCACCACCUACUGGAUGUAGCAUUUUAAUUUCUUUUGUUCUGAUUGGUCAGGGGGUAUCUUCUCUGUGGGUGUGUGUGUAUGUAUGUCUGUGUGUGGGAACACAACAGAUUAAAACAAACCUUUAUUAUAUAAACCAUUAUCCAUUUUUAACAACUGUUAAGAAAAUGAGGGUUGGUGAUGACCUAUAUCUGUUAAGAUAAUGACGGUUGCUAAUAACCUUUAAUGACAUAAGUGUAGACCAUAUGUAAUAUUAUCUUUGGAGUGAUUCUCUCAACAUAAUAUGAUUGCUUGAUCUAAGUGCAGACCAUAAAUGCAGAAUGUAUGUAACAUUAUCUUUGAUAUACAACUCUCAACAUAAUUAGGUUUCAUGAUGAGGACCGUUAACGACAACUGUUAAGAAAAUGACGGUUGGUGAUGACCUUUGACCUGUCAACAUAAUUAUAUUUGAUGAUGACCUUUGACCUAGACCUGUCACAUCCAAUUAUCCAAUUAGUGAUAUACGAAAUAUACAAAGUAUCUCUCCCUAUUUAGGACGGAUGCAAGUGCAGAUAAACGCUUUUAAUAAAGAGAGAGAGGCAGACAAUCCAAAUCAUAAGACAAUAGCAUGG